Molecule: messenger RNA, 578 nt
Organism: Lycium ferocissimum
Lineage: Eukaryota; Viridiplantae; Streptophyta; Magnoliopsida; Solanales; Solanaceae
Product: thioredoxin H-type 2
Exons: 3
Coding region: 45-407 (120 amino acids)
Source: RefSeq, a predicted model, not a curated record
UAUUCAUCCGCGAAGGCAAUAGGAAAAAGAAGAAGAGCAGAGAAAUGGCAGCAGAGGAGGGACUAGUGCUAGGCGUCCACACAGUUGAUGCAUGGAACGAGCAACUCCAAAAAGGCAUUGAUACCAAAAAACUGAUAGUUGUGGACUUCACUGCUUCUUGGUGUGGUCCCUGUAAGUUCAUUGCCCCAUUCCUUUCAGAGUUGGCCAAGAAGAUACCCACUGUUACCUUCCUGAAAGUGGAUGUCGACGAAUUGAAGUCGGUAGCUACUGAUUGGGCUGUGGAGGCAAUGCCAACCUUCAUGUUCAUCAAGGAGGGGAAGAUUGUUGAUAAGGUGGUCGGAGCCAAAAAAGAUGAACUGCAGCAGACCAUUGCCAAGCACAUCAGUUGUACCUCCUCAUCAGCCUAAUGUGCUUACUCAAUAUAAUAUAUUUGCGCUUGGUCUAGUAACAUCUAUCUUAAUAUGAGCAAGAACUAAUUUAUUUGUCUGUUGAAUAUUCCAAGUUCUUACUAUUAAGUCAAUAUUAAUCUGUAGUUUGAACUGUUCCUUAUCCAAUCAAAAGUGAUUUCUUGUCUCGAA